AUGACUUGCUCAUUUUCCCUUUUACAACAUGUGGCAGGGCCAUUAUAUCCUAUAAGUAUGAAUGUCCUGGGGACAGUCGUUCCCAAGUGGCUCUUAACAGGUGCUAUGGGCUGGGUAGGAUCAGUUGGACAAGCCGGUGGAGCUCUCUUUCCGUUCUUGACGGGCACACUGAUUCAAAAGUACGGUGUCCAUAUUCUUCAACCUGUACUUGUUGCGCUACUUGGAGGGAUGGCGGUAUCUUGGGCUGUGAUUCCUUUGAGCACCAAGGGGCGUGGCGAUUAA
This is a messenger RNA of Rhizoctonia solani, 282 nucleotides long. RefSeq lists its product as uncharacterized. NCBI's taxonomy places the organism in Eukaryota, Fungi, Basidiomycota, Agaricomycetes, Cantharellales, Ceratobasidiaceae. The coding region runs from base 1 to 282 and encodes 93 amino acids. The transcript is spliced from 6 exons. The record is from RefSeq and is a predicted model, not a curated record. Gene Ontology annotation, cellular component: membrane.